AUGGGUGGCACCGAGCCCUCUAAGCCUGUUAAAAACGGAGUGCACAUUGUGCAACUCAAAUACGAUUAUCUCUUCAAGCUGCUCCUCAUCGGAGACUCUGGUGUCGGAAAGUCGUGCUUGCUCCUCCGUUUUGCCGACGAUACCUACACGGAGAGCUACAUCUCCACCAUCGGAGUUGACUUCAAAAUUCGUACCAUCGAGCUGGAUGGCAAGACGGUGAAACUCCAGAUCUGGGAUACUGCGGGCCAGGAACGUUUCCGGACAAUCACUUCUUCUUACUACCGUGGUGCUCAUGGAAUCUGUGUCGUCUACGAUGUUACCGACAUGGACUCUUUCAACAAUGUGAAGCAGUGGCUUCAAGAGAUUGAUCGCUACGCCACUGAAGGCGUCAAUAAGCUCCUCGUCGGAAACAAGAGCGAUAUGGAAGACAAGAAGGUCGUUGAAUACACAGUGGCUAAGGAAUUCGCCGACAGCCUUGGAAUCCCGUUCUUGGAGACCUCGGCGAAGAACGCUUCGAAUGUAGAGCAGGCUUUCCUGACAAUGGCGAGACAGAUCAAGGAACGCAUGGGCACCGCGACUGUCAACAACAAGCCAACUGUGCAGGUUGGCCAAGGCCAGGGCGUUCAAUCCGGCUCCGCGGGCGGCUGCUGCUAG
This is a messenger RNA of Aspergillus vadensis CBS 113365, 654 nucleotides long. Its product is annotated as Rab family GTPase YPT1. Gene Ontology annotation, molecular function: GTP binding; GTPase activity. The transcript is spliced from 5 exons. NCBI's taxonomy places the organism in Eukaryota, Fungi, Ascomycota, Eurotiomycetes, Eurotiales, Aspergillaceae. Bases 1 to 654 code for a protein of 217 amino acids. The record is from RefSeq and is a predicted model, not a curated record.